Messenger RNA from Miscanthus lutarioriparius, 369 nucleotides. The record is from the annotation of a GenBank genome assembly. NCBI's taxonomy places the organism in Eukaryota, Viridiplantae, Streptophyta, Magnoliopsida, Poales, Poaceae.
AUGUGGGGCAAACCUCAGGCUCCAAAGCCUGAGGAGGACGAGUCUGGGAGGCAGGGGCAGGUUUCCCAUGGAGGACUGCUCCCUAGGGCUGUCAUAUCUCAGCAGCAGAGCAGCGACCAACCUCAACCCCCUGGGAUGGAGGGGCAGCAGCAACAGGCUGCACCAGCAUCGUACUACUUCAACAUUCCAGCACCACCAGCAGCAGAGCGGACUCUAUACCCAUCCAUGGAUCCACAGAGGAUGGGUGCUAUAGUAAAAUCACAGGACAGUGAAGGCAAACCAGGGCCGCAGCAAGCCGGGCAACCUCAGCCAUCAAGCAGCUCAGCACAGGGCGGCUAUCCUGCACCACCACCAUACUACCAUGGUUAG